Messenger RNA from Helianthus annuus (common sunflower), 1665 nucleotides. RefSeq lists its product as uncharacterized. The record is from RefSeq and is a predicted model, not a curated record. The coding region runs from base 1 to 1665 and encodes 554 amino acids. The transcript has 2 exons. Gene Ontology annotation, biological process: proteolysis. Gene Ontology annotation, molecular function: aspartic-type endopeptidase activity. Lineage: Eukaryota; Viridiplantae; Streptophyta; Magnoliopsida; Asterales; Asteraceae.
AUGAACACGCGUAACCAAGAUGUUGACAACACCCUCAAGAAUCAUGACAAGGCAAUUACUGAGAUCCAGGCAACGCUAUCGGCUCUAGCGAAACAACAAGAAGAAAUCCUGAAGGCGGUCAAAGAUAAACCGGGUCAGAACAGCGGCGGUGGGGCUAGCUCGGGUUCAUCGUUUUCUCCCGACAGUGCUGACUCGCGGAGUAAUCGGCUCCUGAGGAUCGGGAACGUCGAGUUUCCCAAGUUUUCGGGUGAGGACGUGGAAGGAUGGAUCUACCGUUGCGAACACUUUUUCGCGAUGGACGAGACUCCGGACGAGGUGAAACUUAGAUGCGCGGUUGUCCACCUGGAAGGAGCCGCGCUCCAAUGGCACAGGGCUUACCUGCGCAUACGUAAUGCUACCGUAGCCGAAAUCCCUUGGGAAGAAUACGUGAGGUCUAUUUCAACCCGUUUCUCUAACGAUAUGUUUGAAGAUCCCUUAGAAGAGUUGGCCUCCCUCAACCAAACCGGUACUCUUCUCGAGCUUAACACCGCAUUCGAUUGCUUGUUGAACAAGGUAAACCUUACUGAGUCCCAAGCUAUUAGUCUCUAUCUCAAGGCCCUUAGACUGGAUAUUCGGGGGCCGGUUAAGAUGUUUAAACCGCGCACCUUACAUGAGGCAUACGGGUUGGCUAAGACUCAAGCACUGAACAAUGAGAAUUUGGAAGAAAAGUUUGAUAGGGGAAAGGGGGCUGUGGGGAACACGAAGAGCAGCCCAAAUGCAAAAAUUACACCACCCACCAAUGUUACCAAAUUGCCAAUUCUACCCUUACCCAAUCGAACACCCGCUGCCUCCACUAAGCCCACGGGGGGUGCGCGGCGCCUCACGAGUGGGGAUGAGGAUGAACCAGCGGUGGACGAACCGGUUCCUGAAGACGAAGAGGAGGAACACCAGAUUUCGAUUCAUGCGCUAACAGGUAUUCCUUCAUAUUCGACCAUGCGGGUUCAAGGCACAAGGGGUACACGCCAACUUCACAUCCUUAUUGACUCGGGGUCGACCCAUAACUUCCUUGACAGCAGAGUAGCGAAAAAGUUGCAAUGUGAGGUUAAGGAUAUUACACCGAUUAAGGUGGGGGUGGCGGACGGAGAACAACUGACUUGUACCCAAUUAUGUACCAACUUUCGUUGGACCAUGCAAGGCAACUGGUACUCGACAGAGGUUCUACUAUUGGAACUAGAAAACUAUGACAUGAUCUUAGGGGUACAGUGGCUUCUUCCCUUACAAGAUAUUCUUUGGAAUUUCCAAAGGAUGACUAUGAGGUUUGAGGUUGAUGGGAAACAAUACGAGUUGAAAGGGUUGCAAAAUAAUAAGAUGUCGGUUUUUUCGGUAGAGAAGAUGGGAGAGUUGCUGCAAAAACAAGCUAAAGGGGGGAGUUUACAAUUAUUUAGCUUACAACUGACUGAUAGUGAAGAUGAGAAGACCUACCGCUCUAAGGUUGUAUGUGACCCAAAACAAACACACGAAAACCCCGCAUGGCAGGCAUUAACCCGAGCAUUUUCCGAGGUGUUUCAAAUGCCAAAAGGGUUACCCCCUACUCGACCGUUUGACCACCGUAUCACCCUUAAGGAAGGAACAGAGGCCAUUAGUCAACGCCUUACCGGUACCCGACGGUUCAAAAAGACGUUAUAG